This is a messenger RNA of Aspergillus heteromorphus CBS 117.55, 1155 nucleotides long. RefSeq names its product spherulation-specific family 4 protein. NCBI's taxonomy places the organism in Eukaryota, Fungi, Ascomycota, Eurotiomycetes, Eurotiales, Aspergillaceae. The transcript is spliced from 3 exons. The record is from RefSeq and is a predicted model, not a curated record. The coding region runs from base 56 to 1135 and encodes 359 amino acids.
CUUGCUUUACUUCUGCCUAUUCUUGCUUUUUCCUGUCUGUCUGUCACCUGUCGCCAUGUUCGGAGAAACCCCCUCGCGCGUGCUGAUCGGCAUGCUGGGCUGCAUGGCCCUCCUGUCCAGCCCUGUCUCUGCCGCCCACCGGCAGUUUGCCCGGGGCCACCACCAUGGCGGCCACCACGCCGCCUCCAGCACGGUCGAGCCCUACAGCGAGCCCACCGACGGGGCCAGCGAUGACUGCAAUGGCUCCGAGCCCUCUGGAGUGGCUGCGGUCAGCUAUUCCUCCUCGUCGUCAUCGUCGUCGUCCUCCUCCUCCUAUUCCGCCACCUCGUCGGCCAUUUCACCCGCCUAUUCCUCGGCCUCCCCCGUGUCAAAGACUCCCACCUCCGCCCGCGUCAUCAUCCCCUUCUACGUCUACCCCAGCCCCGGAGCCUGGACCCCCAUGGAGGAGCUUGUGACCGAGUUCCCGGACGUCGAAUUCACCAUCAUCAUCAACCCCGACAGCGGACCCGGCUCCAGCUCACUCCCAGACGCCAGCUUCCUGACGGCCGUCCCGGCCCUAACCAGCCACAGCAACGUGCUGGCCAUCGGCUACGUGCCCACGGAGAAGGGCACGCGGGCCAUCGCCGACGUCGAAAAGGACGUCAACACCUACGCCGGCUGGCCCUCUGCGUCCGGCAACUCCUCCUUCGCCGUGCACGGCAUCUUCUUCGACGAGGCCCCCAACGCCUACAGCGCCGAGCUGGUCUCCUACUACCAGACCCUGACCACCCUGGUCAAGGACAGUUCGGGUCUAGGGCCGGACAACUACGUCGUGACUAACCCCGGCACCGUCCCCGACGCCGCCUACCUCGACAUCCCGGACUCGACCGUCGUCUUCGAAUCGCCCUACGACUCCUUCCUCAGCGACAUCGCCGCCGGCACCUUCGACUCCAUCGUCAACGGCACGAACCACUCCGCCCUCGCCUCCAUGGUCUACUCCGUCCCGGACUCUGUUGAUCUCCCCACUCUUCUGACCCAGGUCGGGAAUAUCUCCGACCAGAUUUUCUUGGGCAAUACGAGCACCUACACCAUUUAUGACUCGUACAUGAACACGGUGAUUCCGGUGCUGAAGAGCACCACUUCUUCUUCUUCUUAGGGCUGGGUGUGAAGGGUUAG